AACGCUUUAUUCUUUUGCCGCCAAAGUACUCUCAUAAUUUGGUCUGCAAAACUGCACUCUUUAUGUUGGUAGUAUUAGCGGUGGCGAUAUUUUCAUUUGCCUUGGGUCGAUUUUGGCCAAAUUGUCGAUCGUUUCUGAUAACUCUAAAGAAGCCAAAAUUUUCGUCUAUUAUCAAUGAAGAUAUGAAGAUGGCUCUAGUAGUACGUACUGAUCUGAACAUGAAGAGCGGAAAAAUUGCUGCACAGUGUUGUCAUGCCGCUGUCGGGGUUUAUUGUAAACUCCAAAAAUCCAAUCCCAAACUUUUAAAUUUUUGGAAGUUGAAUGCUCAACCCAAAAUUGUCUUGAAAAUUCCAGACGAAAGAUCUUUAGUAGAUAUAAUGCAUAAAGCCAAAAGCUUAGGUCUUUGCACCGUUCUUAUUACGGAUGCUGGCAGGACUCAAGUGCCCAGCGGUUCUAAAACGGUGCUAGCCGUCGGUCCGGGUCCCUCCCAAAUUAUUAAUGAGUGCACGGGACAUCUAAAACUUCUUUAG
This is a messenger RNA of Zophobas morio, 530 nucleotides long. RefSeq names its product peptidyl-tRNA hydrolase 2, mitochondrial-like. Gene Ontology annotation, cellular component: mitochondrion; cytosol. The record is from RefSeq and is a predicted model, not a curated record. NCBI's taxonomy places the organism in Eukaryota, Metazoa, Arthropoda, Insecta, Coleoptera, Tenebrionidae. The coding region runs from base 63 to 530 and encodes 155 amino acids. The transcript has 4 exons. Gene Ontology annotation, molecular function: peptidyl-tRNA hydrolase activity.